Messenger RNA from Monopterus albus (swamp eel), 5004 nucleotides. It is a transcript of the gene tns3.2, whose product is annotated as tensin 3, tandem duplicate 2. The coding region runs from base 122 to 3844 and encodes 1240 amino acids. Gene Ontology annotation, cellular component: focal adhesion. The transcript is spliced from 28 exons. Gene Ontology annotation, molecular function: protein binding. The record is from RefSeq and is a predicted model, not a curated record. Lineage: Eukaryota; Metazoa; Chordata; Actinopteri; Synbranchiformes; Synbranchidae.
UCUGUCAAGUCUCCACCUCAUUUUCUAUACCAGUCACACACAGACUUUCGCCCAUCAGGCUUCACAGUGCUGUCAUUUGACUUUAACAACAGCCAAGGCGCCCAUGAGAUUGAAGUGAGUCAUGGAGGAACCACGGCGCCUCGACCUGACCUACAUCACUGAACGCAUCAUCACCACAUACUGCCCUCCUGAGUGUACAGAGGAGACCUACAUGCAGAACCUGCACCAGAUUCUUCUCAUGCUGCAGUCAAAGCAUGGACACAACUACAUGCUCAUCAACCUCUCACAGAACAAUGACGCUCUCACACACAUGAACCACAAGGUUCUGGACACAGGUUGGGUGGAUUUCUUAGCCCCUAACCUGGAUCAGAUGUUCAGCGUGUGCACGAUGAUGGAAAACUGGCUGCAAACAAACCUGAAGCACAUCCUGGUGUUACACAGCCGGGGGGGUAAAGGCCUGCUUGGAGUUCUGGUGGCGUCCUACAUCCACUUCACCAACAUGUCAGCCAGUGCAGACCUUUCUCUUGACCACUUUGCCAUGAGGAGGUUUUACAACGACAAACUGUCUGCUCUGAUGACCCCCUCGCAGAAACGGUAUGUAUGGAUGAUGGGAAGCAUAUUAAAAGGAGGACUGAGGCUGUGUCCCUCCCCGUCUUUUCUCCUCUGUGUUGCUCUUCAUGGUAUCCCCAAAAUAAACCCAGAUGGAGGAUGUUGUCUUUUCCUGAGAGUCUACCAGAGUCUACAAGCUGUUUGCACAUCAGCAAUCUACCAUGUUGCUGCAGCACAGACAGACCGACUCUACUUUGUGCUCCAGCCAGCUCAGCUGCUCAAGGGGGACAUCAUGAUGGUUUGUUAUGAUAAAAACAGCCGGUCAGCCAGCCGUCAGGCCGUCUUCCGUCUCCAGUUUCAUACAGGCCUUGUACAGGGACGCACCCUCACUUUUUCGAAGGCAGACCUUGACAGUGCCAGUGAAGAUCCUCGGUUCCCAGAAGAUGGAAAGGUGGAGCUGUUUUUUUCUGAAAGUCCUGAAAACAUAACAGGCAGGGAGCUGUGGCACAACGGGCACUCUGUGACCGUGGACUAUGACACCUUGGACCCUUUAGUCAGACGAGACUCCUAUCAAGAGACGUGCUCUCUUCAGACAGCUCCACCUUGUGUCCUGAACCACGGGAAUGGCAGUUUUUACACCAGUGUGAGGAAGAAGAGCAGUGAGGAAGCAUCUUUAUUCCCCCUGUCCACCUGCAGCCCCAGCUUCAGUGACCGAACUCUGUCUGCCAGCAGUGAUUCAGGCCUGUCUGUUGCCUCACAGGGGCUGAUCGGAGCCAGGCAGAGGAGAGGGGCUGCACAGGACACGUGUACCCAGCUGCUCUCUGCGGUGGAUUUUGAGAUUGCUCAGCCUCUUCUGCAGGUCAUGACUGAGCUUGCUGCAUGCAGUGGAGGGGAUGGGGAAAUAGCUGGAGAUGAGUCUGGAUUGGGACUAACUAUAAACGGAGAGGCUUUGUCCAGUGAGAGGGAGACCGAUAUAUUGGAUGAUGAAGAUGAAGUAGAUGAGGUUGCUGCUCUGACUUUAGACAUGCCAAGCUCAGGCUCCCUCUCCUCAGAGAAUCUGCUCCAAACUCAGAGGGCAGAUCAGACUGAGCAAUCCACACACUCCUGGCUACAGCAGCAGCAGCAGAUGGUGGAUGCCCUCACUGAUAACUACAACAAAGUGGAUGCAGAGGAGAGGUCAAACAAGCUGAGAAAAGAAGGCCUGCCACAUCUGCUAGCUCCUGAGACGCCACCUCGAGGAUUUAGCAGCAGGGAAGCUGUGCAGAGAGGGCUACUGGACAAGGACGGCACACAAAAUACUGCACACACUUCAUCCUGCCAAGAAGAUGAACUGGCAUCAUUAGCCACAGACAUCGAUGAGUCCAUAGAGCAGCUGAACCAGCUGAUUCUGGAUUUGGACCCCACCUUUGUUCCUGUUCCUACUCGCUGUACCACCCUGUCCCAGUCUGCCUCCCUCCACGCCAACUGCCUCAGCCACAAGGAAAACACAAAUCUGUCAGGGUGGAAGGAGCAGAAGCAGGUCAGCGACGUACCAGGCUACACUGGUCUCCAUAGCCCGCGAUGGAGAGGGGGUGGACCUCAGUCCACGGGCUCCCCAGUCUACAGUCCCUCCUUCUCAUCAUCUCAGCAUGGGUAUAUGUACAAAACCAGCAGCGGGGACUAUCAGAGACAUGCCGACAGCUCUGACAUUGUUCCACAAACUCCAGCUUUCCCAGUGUCUCCUCCAACGCCCUAUGUGAAACUUUUCUCUGAGGGCUCUCAGCUCAGGACUGGUGAGCGGUGGGAACAGCACAGCUGGGCUCAAGAGUCCCGGAGUUUCCUGGACAGUAUGAAUCACGGCAGCAGCUCCACAGAGGGAGAGCUGUUCAGAUCAGACAUGUCAGUCACUCCUGCUUCCUGUCAGAGGGCCUUUGGCUCCAUGUGCUCGGUGUCAUCGGGAAGCCCCCUCCCACACACAGACAGCUCCACCCCUCCUCCAGCAUGGCAUGACCGGACUCCAAACUCCCUGAACUCCCCGUAUCCCCCCCAGCCUUCACCUCCUCUCUCCUUCAGCACUCCCGAUGCCCACAGUUCUCCCCUGGGGGUUCCAAAAGGCCUCGGUGGAGGCCGGAGGGUCUGCGGGGAGGCAGACAGCACAGACUUAACUUCGCUGCUGGUGGGUAAUGGCAGCUUGGAUCACAGCCUGCUAGAGGCCAUGGAUGGCCUUGGGAGUCUGAACCUCAGAGGUGAUGGGGGCCUCGCUCCACUGCUGCCUGAGAAGAGGAGAGGGGGAGAGGGGGUAGAGCUCAGCUCACGCUCACCCUCUCUAAGCGGAUUUUCCAGCCCUCACAGUGGCAGUAGUGUCAGCAUCUCUUUCUCUUCCCCCAUGACCCCCGACCCCCUUAGAGGACUCAGUGGGGCCUCAUCACCCGGAGCAGACUUUGGGAGCAAGCAGGACACAGUGAAGUUUGUUCAGGACACUUCCAAGUUCUGGUACAAGCCCGAUAUUUCCAGAGACCAAGCCAUUGCAGUGCUAAAGGACAAAGAGCCGGGCUCCUUCAUUGUCAGAGACAGUCAUUCAUUUCGUGGGGCAUACGGAUUGGCCAUGAAGGUGGCCACGCCCCCUCCAUCUGUGUUACAACACAGUAAGAAAGCUGGAGACCUGUCCACUGAGCUGGUGAGACAUUUCCUGAUAGAGUGCACGCCGAAAGGAGUUCGUCUUAAAGGCUGCCCCAAUGAGCCGUACUUUGGAAGUCUCACAGCUCUGGUGUGUCAACACUCCAUCACCCCUCUGGCUCUGUCCUGUAAACUCAUCCUGCCUGACAGAGACCCAGUGGAGGAGGUGAAUGACUCUUCUGCACAAACAGCAACAAACUCAGCAGCCGAACUCCUCAAACAGGGAGCAGCGUGUAACGUGUGGUACCUGGGCUCCGUGGAGCUGGAGUCUCUGACAGGACACCAGGCGGUUCAGAAGGCAACCACGGUGACACUCUCCAUGGACCCUCCACCGCCCUCCACCGUCGUCCACUUCAAAGUGUCAGCACAGGGAAUCACGCUCACUGACAACCAGAGGAAGCUGUUCUUCAGGAGACACUACGCUGUCAGCACAGUUAUAUUUUGUUCGCUGGACCCACAGGGCAGGAAAUGGACGAGAGACAGCGGUUCCACUGCAAAGAUCUUUGGUUUUGUGGCCAGGAAAUCUCAGAGUGAGACUGAAAAUAUGUGCCAUCUCUUUGCUGAGCACGACCCCGAGCAACCAGCGAGCGCUAUCGUCAACUUUGUCUCAAAGGUCAUGAUUGGCUCGCAUAAAAAGUAAAACAGACUCCAACUGUUCAAUAGAGAAUAUGGACUGGGGCCAACUUUUCACCCUAAAUCGCAGCAAUAUGAGUGAGGAGCUAAAGAAAUCCCCUCUACUACAACCUCACUCCCAAGAGCCAAAGACUAUGAAGCCACAUUCCAGCACCUGGUCCAGAAUAACCAGCACAGACUGCAGUGCAGGAUGCUGCCACCAGAGGGAAACACCAGUGUGACAUCUCAAUGUGUAUAAAAUCAGACACUUUCUCACAGAGGAUCCACUAUGAAAAUCAGAUUGUCGUUUUGAAUACUUCUUCUACCUGUAUCUUCAAAUGUAUUCUAAAUGCACCACAAACUGACUUUGCUUGGUCACAGGUAUCACGGAUGACUAAAAUAGUUCCGAUUAAACGUGAAGCACAUCAGCUAUUCUGCACACAAACAUAUAUUUUUAAGUGUAAUUCUAAGUCUUAGACAGUUUGCUAAAAAUGUGUCACUUCUCUACAGAUCGCAGGCCCAUUGUAUUUGCUCAAACCACACCAGCACUGGUGUUAUGUGACAAAACCAGUGAUGUGGUCACUCUGUACUUAGGAUGAAUUUAUUGUGUUCAUAUUUUGCUAAAAGUAUUUAUCCUAUUUUACAAAUGUGCAAAAGCUUCUUUUUCAUAAAUAUACUUGUCAUAUAUUUUUGUAUACUAACACCUACUGUAAAUUAGUGUAUCUCAGAAUAUAUUCAAUUAUGUCAGUAUUGUUGUGAGAAUAUGAUGUAUUUUACAUAGCUAACUACAUAAUCUGACCAUAUGUGUUUGCUAUACUGUAUUACCAAUGUUAAUAUGUUUUACCAAUAACAUCAAAACAGAUUUAUGUACAGUUGUGGUGCCAUUAGUCCGAGAUCAAAAACAGUCACUGUGAUAAAUGUCAAACAUGUAGUACACCUCAGUACUGCACAUUUGACAGUAAUGUAUAUGAUGUUAUUGGAUUAUAAUUACUGAUACGUUGUAAUGCUCAUCACUUUAAUGUUACAGCUGGUAAAGGUGGAGCUACUUUAUACACUUAUAAUUUGAAGUACUUUACUUACUGCUGGGUAGCUUGUGGAUUUACCCCCAGGGAUCAGGAAAACUCUUAUGAUACUACAGUGGGUACGAAAAGUAUUCAGACCCCCUUAAAUUUUUCACUGUUAUAUUGC